AUGUAUUCGGACAACGCCACCAACUUCAUCGGGACAAACAACCUGCUCAAGGAGCUGCAGAUGAAGUUUUCGAAGCAGCAUCUCCUGCUGCUGCAAUUGUUCGCGUCGAAGCUAGGAAUGGAAUGGCACUUCAUACCUCCUCGAGCCCCACAUUUCGGAGGGCUGUGGGAGGCCGCGCUGAAAUCCGCAAAGCAUCUUCUCGUCCGGCAAAUGGCCAACGCGUCACUGGCGGAAAGCGAGGUCACAGCUCAUCUGGAAGAUGUCGAUGCCAUUCUCAACUCACGACCUUUCACUCCACGCAGCACCGAUCCCAACGAUGGCGAGGCUCUAACACCGGGCCAUCUUCUAAUCGGGCAAGCCAUACGUUCGCCGCCACAAGGAGCCGUGCCAGACAGGCCCAACAAAAGAGCUGACGUAUUUGCGAAGGUUAGAAUUGAGAAUUGA
This is a messenger RNA of Drosophila nasuta, 444 nucleotides long. RefSeq lists its product as uncharacterized. Gene Ontology annotation, molecular function: nucleic acid binding. The record is from RefSeq and is a predicted model, not a curated record. Lineage: Eukaryota; Metazoa; Arthropoda; Insecta; Diptera; Drosophilidae. The transcript has a single exon. Bases 1 to 444 code for a protein of 147 amino acids. Gene Ontology annotation, biological process: DNA integration.